Molecule: messenger RNA, 2206 nt
Organism: Talpa occidentalis (Iberian mole)
Lineage: Eukaryota; Metazoa; Chordata; Mammalia; Eulipotyphla; Talpidae
Gene: PRKAB1
Product: protein kinase AMP-activated non-catalytic subunit beta 1
Exons: 8
Coding region: 93-905 (270 amino acids)
Biological process (GO): signal transduction
Cellular component (GO): nucleotide-activated protein kinase complex; nucleus; cytoplasm
Molecular function (GO): protein kinase binding
Source: RefSeq, a predicted model, not a curated record
GCUAAGGGGUGGGGUGGGGAGUUGCUCGCAAAGUGUCGGCUUAUCUUCGCGCUUCUCGGGUUCGCGCCGCGGCUGCCGCAGCAGACCUCGCCAUGGGCAACACGAGUAGCGAGCGCGCCGCGCUGGAGCGGCAGGGCGGCCAUAAGACGCCCCGAAGGGACAGCUCGGGGGGCACCAAGGACGGGGACAGGCCCAAGAUCUUGAUGGACAGCCCCGAGGAUGCCGACCUCUUCCACUCAGAAGAGAUCAAGGCUCCCGAGAAGGAGGAAUUCCUGGCCUGGCAGCAUGACCUGGAAGUAAAUGAUAAAGCUCCUGCCCAGGCGCGGCCAACAGUAUUUCGAUGGACUGGCGGCGGGAAGGAAGUUUACUUAUCUGGGUCCUUCAAUAACUGGAGUAAACUUCCCCUCACAAGAAGCCACAAUAACUUUGUAGCCAUCCUGGAUCUGCCCGAAGGAGAGCAUCAGUACAAGUUCUUUGUGGAUGGUCAGUGGACACAUGACCCUUCUGAGCCAAUAGUAACCAGCCAGCUUGGCACAGUUAACAACAUCAUUCAAGUGAAGAAAACUGACUUUGAAGUAUUUGAUGCUUUAAUGGUGGAUUCCCAAAAGUGCUCCGAUGUGUCUGAACUGUCCAGUUCCCCUCCAGGCCCCUACCACCAGGAGCCCUAUGUCUCAAAACCAGAAGAACGGUUUAAAGCGCCUCCCAUCCUCCCUCCACACCUGCUCCAGGUCAUCCUGAACAAGGACACAGGGAUUUCUUGUGAUCCAGCGCUGCUCCCCGAGCCCAACCACGUCAUGUUGAACCACCUCUAUGCGCUCUCCAUCAAGGAUGGCGUGAUGGUGCUCAGCGCGACCCACCGGUACAAGAAAAAGUAUGUCACCACCUUGUUAUAUAAGCCAAUAUGAAGAGCCGGGAGCCGGCGGUGGGCCCCAGGGAACAGUUUGCGCCGCCGGGCUCCUGGAGUGCAUGCUCUCCACCACCGGAGCGGACUGUAAAUUUCUCAUUUCACACUCUGUUUAAGACAUUUCAUACCCGCCCUCGUCCUACUUGAAAGCUUGUUCCAGCGCAGCAGCUCCUGAAGCACUGUGGUUCGUAACGGUCCUCUCAGCGCCCGGUGACCGCAAGCCCCGCAGCUCAGGGUUGAGUCCGGAGCAAGGGAACGCAGGCCUGCAGCGCCAGCGCGGCCCGUGAGGACGGGGGCGGGUCCAAAUUCACGUCCUCUGAACUGCUGGGCAUGGAGAUGUUUCUCAAGCCAAAAAUGAACAGUAGCCAAAUUGCUGGUAAAACUCUGGCAGGCAGGGGCCAAGGGCACACAACUUCUCCAGUCGUGUGUGUUUAGGCCGCCGGCUCGUCCCCGUCGAGGCCGGGCCGUGGAGCUGACAGCCAGUACAGUGUUGGUCUCCUGCCCUCUGAAAUCAGAGCAAUAGAUCGUCUCCCGUUCUCUGUUCCAGGGAGAUGUCAUUUCUAUCGAAAUUAGAACCCGUCUGAUUUCCAGAUGAAGUUUUACAAUUGUUUCUUACACUUGUUGCACUAAGUACUUUUUUUUUUAAACCAGAGGUGGCUGACUGUACAGCCUUCAGGCCAUUUUUAAAUCACCCCAACUACCAUGUGGAUCAUGUGACCUGUGCUCAGCAAUAAUCUGUUCUCAGAACAGACCUGGAAAACCACCGCCAGAUUUCUCCACUAGGCUGAAUGAUCCUGAGGACGGACCACUGUCAGCUGGACGCUUGUCCGGCUUUUUACUGUUAACAAGGUGAUGAUGUUACCCUGACAACUUGGAGAAGCGCCCACCCCACUUUUAAUUACAGCCUCUGCCACCUUGCUCAGGACCUCUGCCCCAGCUUAGCAGAGAGGGCUCCGGUCAUUGCCACUGCUUACUCUGAACUUGACCGCAGCCUUCUAAAUUUGUGUCGGGAAGACAUCCUUUGGACCAAAGCGAACCUCUUCACACUCGGCGUGGUUUCUAGGGAGAGAGCCAGCACGGGUUAACCCCCGGCCCGCAGAAGCUGUCGUCACGCGCCGUGUUCCUGCUGGAGAUGGGGACCCAGUGCCCUGGCCUCCAGUAUUUAUUUGGUAAACCUGAGUCCUGGGUACCUUUUUUGUUACUGUUCUCAGAACACUGAACUACUAUCACUUUGAUGUACAGGUUUCAAUAAAGCUUUGUAAAGAUAACAGGACUGCACUUGGGGGCUUGGCUUUGCUUCAC